AUGUCAGAAUACGGAUUUGUCAAAAUUGAAAGGGAUGUUGCUAAAGCCGUUCCAAACCCAAAAUCGCCUACACCACAAUUGAACACCGACUUGCCAAACUCUCCAGUGUCGCAAUAUGUGCUCAAGUACGCCAAGGAGAAGUUGCCAGCCAAAGUACUCAACCACUCAUUGAGGGUAUAUUUGUACUCGCGUGCUAUUAUCAAGGACCAAUUCUCCAAUUGGAACCUCGAUGACGAGGUAGUGUUUGUGACCAGUUUAUUGCAUGACAUUGGAACCACCGACGAAAAUAUGAAGGCAACAAAGAUGUCUUUUGAGUUUUACGGCGGUUUGAUAUCGCGUGACAUGGUAUUAGAGCAGACCAAGAACCAAGACUACGCAGAGGCUGUCAGUGAAGCCAUCAUCAGACACCAGGACUUGGGAGAAAGCGGAUACAUCACCACUUUGGGUCUUAUCUUGCAAAUCGCCACUACUUUGGACAACAUCGGAGCAAACACCAAGUUGAUCCAUCCUGACACUUUGGAUGCGGUUAACAAAAGCUAUGGCCGUGAAGGAUGGGCCUCGUGUUUCGGUGGUGCCAUUGACAACGAAAACAAGUUGAAGCCAUGGGGACACACCAGUGCUUUGGGCGUCAACGAGUUUAGAGACAGCGUUUUGAACAACAAAGUAAAGGUGAUGCGCGAUCAAGAAGGAGAGUCACAAGAAAAUCCAGCAAUAUUAAAGGCAUCCGAUUUGGCAGAGGAUAUUCAAUUGAAAAUAUUCGAGCUAGCCAAUCAAGCAAUUCAGUCUUACAAGAUCGAAAAGGAUAUUGCUGCAUUUUUAAAGAAAGAGCUAGAUCAAGUGUAUGGUCCUACCUGGCAUGUUAUAGUGGGGAAAAGUUUUGGUAGCUACGUCACACACGAACAGGGUUACUUCAUAUACUUUUACAUUGGAGAGUUGGCAUUCUUAAUAUUUAAGAGUGGUUAG
Molecule: messenger RNA, 963 nt
Organism: Lodderomyces margitis
Lineage: Eukaryota; Fungi; Ascomycota; Pichiomycetes; Serinales; Debaryomycetaceae
Exons: 2
Coding region: 1-963 (320 amino acids)
Biological process (GO): microtubule-based process
Cellular component (GO): dynein complex
Source: RefSeq, a predicted model, not a curated record